Molecule: messenger RNA, 1590 nt
Organism: Akanthomyces muscarius
Lineage: Eukaryota; Fungi; Ascomycota; Sordariomycetes; Hypocreales; Cordycipitaceae
Exons: 2
Coding region: 1-1590 (529 amino acids)
Biological process (GO): proteolysis
Molecular function (GO): aspartic-type endopeptidase activity
Source: RefSeq, a predicted model, not a curated record
AUGCGCUUAUCCAGCGCCAACCUGGCCGCCGGGCUUGUCUUGGCUGGUCGAGGUGACGCAGCCACAGCCGAGAGCGUUGCCCGCGCUGACAGCAAACCUGGCUAUCUUGCCGUCCCAGUCGGCUCAAUACCGCGGACGCCUCGCACCGAGAAGCGAGCCCAGAAUGCCAUACAAUCUACGCUGGAAAAUAUGGACUUUUUCUACGCGGCACAAGUUGGUAUUGGCACGCCGCCGCAAAACAUUACAGUUCUCAUCGACACUGGAUCGAGCGAGUUAUGGGUAAAUCCGGAUUGCAGCACGGCGCGGCCGCAAGAUGCAGAGCAAUGCGCCCAGUUUGGCCGGUACAACCCUCGCAAAUCGCGGACGCCGCCGGUAGGGCCGUUUGGGAGCGAAGAGAUCAACUUUGGUGACACGACAGAUGAGUCGACAUUGACGUCUGUCAAGAUUAGAUAUUAUACCGACAACAUUGCUUUUGGCUCGUUGGCCAUCACGAACCAGACAUUUGGCGUAGUGACGGAAAGCGAACGGCAGUCACAAGGCAUCAUGGGCCUGGCGCCCGACCUGCGCACGGGGUUCGACAGCGAGAAGCCGUACAGCCUGGUGCUAAAUAGCAUGGCCAAGCAAGGCGUCAUUGCUAGCAGGGUGUUUUCGCUCGACCUGCGCCACUCGGACGUGAAGACGGGCGCUCUCAUCUACGGCGGACUCGACCGUAGCAAGUUUAUCGGCACCCUGGAAAAACUGCCGAUGGUCCGGGGCCUGCAGGGCGAGGCUCGCCUGGCCGUGUCACUCGACACGCUUGGCAUCACGCUGUCGCAGUCGGAGAACUACAGGCUGCAGGGAAACGACACCAACGUCAUGCUCGACUCGGGCACGACCAUUUCGCGGCUGCAGGCCGACGUGGCGAUGCCGAUCCUGCAGGCGCUGCGCGCCAAACCGGAUGGCGACGGCUACUUUCAGAUUCCUUGCUCGUCGAGGUACCAGCAAGGGUCGGUGGACUUUGGCUUCGGCGGCAUGACGGUCAAGGUGCCGUUCAAGGACUUUAUCAUCAACGUCGGCGACCCGUUCAUGUGCUACGUCGGGAUCGCGCUGACGGAGGGGCAGCAGAUUCUGGGCGACACGGUGCUGCGGGCGGGCUACUUUGUGUUUGACUGGGACAAUGAGGCGGUGCACAUUGCGCAGGCGGCCGACUGCGGCGACGCGGACAUUGUGACGAUUGGUACGGGCAAGAAUGCAGUGCCGUCUGUCACGGGCAACUGCCGCGCGUCCGACAUUCGCUGGACCACGUCGGCAUCGAGCAGCAAGCCGACACAGACCAUCUCGGAUGGCGGCGGCGGCGGCGGCGGCAACCCGGUGGCGACGACGUACACGGUAACGGCGUGCCCGCCGUUUGACCCCAACUGCAAGACGGGCGCGGUCAAUACGGCGACUGCGCAGGCUGCCCCUACCCCUACUGGUGACGGCGAGAACGGAAAGAGCAGCAGCAAUAGUGGCAAGAAGAACAGCGGCGGCGAGAGGCACGGCGUAGUCGGGUCGCUGUUGGUGCUGCUGUGCUCUGUGAGCAUGGGCAGCAUGGUGAUUUCUUUGUUUUAG